AUGACUCUCUUGCCAGCUGCAGCUGCACUAGCAGCCAGCGCAAGAGCCACCUCCUCCAAAGUCACACUCGAAGCUUCCUCCCUUCCCCGUCCAAGACGCUCCUUACGCCCGGCAAGACAGGCCCGACGAAGAUUCACCUCCUCCCCUCUUCCCCGAUCGCAAGCCAAGAAUGCAUCACAACCACAGCAGCAAGGACCAUCGCUAUCAGAACAAAUCAGAUCCCUCAUGCGGGAAUCAGCACAACCAGUCGCACUCGUAACCUCUUUCCUCCCACCCACCUCCACCCCCACCAGGUUAAUACACGGCGCAACACUCUCCAGCUUCUCCUCCAUCUCCAUCGACCCCAACCUGGUCUGCUUCUCAAUGAAGACUCCUUCGAAACUCGCCUCCUCCUUGCAGCACCAUCAUAGCACACGGCAGCAAGGUGGAGCAGGAGAAGUUGACUUUGUAGUAAAUAUUCUGAGCGAGACUCAAGCUGGAUUAGCUGCGAAAUACGCUGUUCCUGGAACACCGCCCCUUGCUCAUCCGCCAGCAAUAGAAGAGAAAGACGAGCGAGAAGGGCAAGUGCAUCCACUGCAAGACGCAGGGUUGGUGGAGAUCAAACAAGGAGCCGUACCGGUGGCUAAGGAUUCUAUUGGUGCAUUCGCCUGCCAGGUGGUGGACACUGUUGAUCUCUCUAGAUACGCUAGUGGCGUAGAAGGAGGAGGGGAGUCGAGAAGCAUGCUUUACAUCGCUCGCGUGUUGCAUGUCUACACUGACAACACCUCCGCAGCAGGCAAGGACAAGAGACCGCUGAUAUACCAUCAACAAGGGUUUGUUUCUACCACCACAUAG
Messenger RNA from Ustilago hordei, 834 nucleotides. RefSeq lists its product as uncharacterized. Lineage: Eukaryota; Fungi; Basidiomycota; Ustilaginomycetes; Ustilaginales; Ustilaginaceae. Gene Ontology annotation, molecular function: FMN binding; riboflavin reductase (NADPH) activity. Bases 1 to 834 code for a protein of 277 amino acids. The transcript has a single exon. The record is from RefSeq and is a predicted model, not a curated record.